ACCCAUAAAUAUCUUACCAGGUCUCGGCAAAGGUUUGGUUUUGGAUCAGGUCCUAACCUCAGUAUUUAAUUGUCGUUAUUCAUGCUAUAAUUUAUUUUUUAGUGUUGUCCUUGUUAUUACUUAUUGGUAAUAUCGUCCUACUGCCCAAGAUCAUAUACAGAGAAAAUGCCCUGGUACAAAAUGCUAACGAGAUAAAAGAUCGUUAGUCAAUUGAUUGAACUUGACAAUGCACUCUGAAUCAGACGCGCUCUGGAUACUCGCCAGCGCUGCCUCUGUGACAGAGUGCGUUGUUGGCGAGUCACUCCUUGGCUCAGCACACCGACUACAGCAGCCUAUGUUUACUGUUGACACUACGACAAUUAUCUGCUGCGUUGAUCAUAGACCGAUGUUUAGUCAACUACAACCUUACGUUGUGUUACCACUGUCUAAAAUAACCAAAGGUUUUCUAAGUGAGUGCGAUAGUGAACAACAAGCCAAGUUAGUGCAAGAGAGAGUUCUCUCUGUGGAGGCUAACAUUGCAGAGCUAUGUUCCUCCUUCUCACUCUUUUCAAGAAAAGCAGCUCGAUUGAGAGAUGCAAACGAUGAAAUAGCUAAUGUUGUGGCUUCAAUUGCAGAAAGAGAAGAAGUAAAUAAAUCUAUGAAGACGGGCCUGAAUGAAUUAGCAAGAAAAUUAAACCUGAUUGGGGAUUUUAGAGAUCAAGGCGUGGAACUGCUAGACAAAAGGGUAGUGGAGGUCUUUGCUGGCUACGAUGGAAUCUGCCGCAGGGCCAAGGAUGAGCUCAAGGUUAUCUUCACUGCUAGGGACAAGGAGUUGUCUCGCCAGCGGCAGUUGGACCGCCUACGGGAGAGAAAUCCUCACAAUCGACACCAAAUUUCUAAAGCAGAAACAGAGUUAAUCAAAGCUAAGAGUGAAGUUUCUCGGAACCAGAAGGCUCUUGAGGAACAAAUUGACCUUUUUGAAAAGAAGAAACUGAAGGAUAUCAAGGCGGCAUUGCUAGACUUUAUAAAAAUCGAGUUGGCAUUGCAUGCAAAGGCUGUGGAGCUCUACACACAGGCAUACAAUAGCAUGUCAGAGGUUGAUGAAGAACAGGAUUUGGAGGACUUUCAAAAUGCCAGAGGAAAUUUCGAUCUGGAAUUGAGGAAUGCGAUGGCGAGUGAUCUUUCUCGACUGGAUACAGUUAAAAGAACUUCCUUUCGUAGCUCAUCCUUGCAAUCUAUCGCUAAUAUCUUCACCACCCCCCAGAAGUUUCAGAGACAUGAAGGUCUACCUACAACUUCUAUGGAUGAAUUAGCCGAACAAGAGAAUCCACACAGAUUCAUCCACAUCCAUCAACAUAAUGUGCAAGACAUUCCCAACAGUUUACCCUACCUACACUCUUCAGGAGAAAGCCAUCCUAUGCCGGAGCAAAGUUUUUUAAUGUCCUACCAACAAGUCUCAAGAAUAGUCUACCAACAACUCUAAAGAAGAAGGAGAAAGACUGGUUCAUUGACAAAUCUUUUUACUCUAAUGAUUAAUGAAACUCUGUAAAUAUUUAACACUGUAUGUUUUUGUUUAAAUAUUGGUUUAAGUUAAUAUGACACACUUUCUAAACUUUAUGUUUAUGAAAUAAAGAUAUUCUGAACAACUUGGUCAUUCUCUGUACAAUCCCGAUAAAGUGGGUAGUGACGUUUACUUGUUUCUGCGCUUGAAGAAUCAUCUGGGUGGUC
Messenger RNA from Homalodisca vitripennis (glassy-winged sharpshooter), 1707 nucleotides. It is a transcript of the gene Fam92, whose product is annotated as protein FAM92A-A. Bases 227 to 1462 code for a protein of 411 amino acids. NCBI's taxonomy places the organism in Eukaryota, Metazoa, Arthropoda, Insecta, Hemiptera, Cicadellidae. Gene Ontology annotation, cellular component: ciliary transition zone; ciliary basal body. Gene Ontology annotation, biological process: cilium assembly. The record is from RefSeq and is a predicted model, not a curated record. The transcript has 8 exons.